AUGGGAAGAAACCUCAUUUCCACUUUCCUCAUUCUUUCCUUCGCUCUCUCUCUCUCUCUCUCCUCCUCCUCCUCCUCGCCCUUUUUUUAUCCCAUCUUUUCUUUCCCUACCUUGCUUCUCUCAUUCUAUCCCUCACUCUGUCUUUUCUCUUUUCUCUCUCUAUUCUUUCCUUUUUACAUCCGCCUCUUUAAUUUUCUUCUUUUUCUUUAUUUCCCACUUUCUACUUUUCUUUCUUUCCCUUUUGCACUCUCUCCCUCUCUCUAUUUUUUCUACCAUUCUCUUUCCUUUCGCCCCAUCCUUUUUCUCCUCAUACUUCUCUCCUACGCACCUUACCUCAUUCUCUCUAUCUUUUGUCUCGUCUCUUGUUCGUCCUUUCUUUUCUUUUUAUUUAUUUCCUCUCUCUCUUCACCUUCAAGCUUUCACUCUUUCUAUUUCAUUCUCUCUCUUUGCUUUCCUUUUCUCUGUUUUCGUUUCUUUUCUUCUUCUUCUUCUUCACUUUCUCUCUUCUUUCUUCCCCUACAUCCCCUAUACUCCUUUUUCGUCUUCUAUAUUCCCCGUUUUUUUACCUUGUUUUAUAUAGAUUUAUCUUCUCCAUUCUAUUCUCGCCCUUUUUCUCUUUCUCUUUCUUCCUCUAUUUUCUCCCUCUAUCUCUCUCUUCCUACUAAUUUCACACGUUUUCUUUCUCACUUACAUAUAGCUACUUCUCGUUUUUCAGCUCCUCUUUUUUUUUCGCUACAUCACCUUCUCCUUUUCUCUGUCUGUUAUUUUCUAUUUCACUUGCUCUCUCUCCUUUUUUCUCUUUUCUUUCCAUUUCUUUCAACGCUUACCUCAUUUAUUUAUUUCGUCCCCGUUUAUUUUUGUUUCUCUCCCUAUCUCCCCUCACUUCCUUUCUAUAUCUAUUUCUUUUCUUUUUUUUACAAUGUGUCUUUCUUUUAUUUCUGUAUUUCCUCAUACAAAUUUCCUCUCAUUCUUUUUUUUUAUUUCAUGAUCUCCCCCUCUCCUCCGUUUAACCUCUUUUGUAUCUUCCUCUACUUACGUCCUUUCUUCUGUUUAAUAUUCUUUCCUUCUUAUUUUCAUUUCUUCUGUCUUUCUCUCUCUCUUUCUUUUUACCACUCUUCCUUUCUUUAUUAUCUUCUCGCUUACUCGUUUUUCUCUCUUUUCUUUUUUUUUACCUCUCUUCAUUUAUUCUCCAUCUUUUUCAUUCUUCCUUUUUUUUCUCUCUUUCUAUUCGCAUCUUCCUUUCUUCUUUGUAUAUCGUUUUCUUUCACUGUCUCUUUUCUCCUCUCUUUUUUUCUGUUUCUGUUUUUCUUACUGCUUUUUAUUUCUCUUUCUUUUUAUCUUCACUUUCAUUCAUUUCUCUCACUCUCACUCUCUCUCUCUCUCUCUCGCCCCUCAACUCUCUUCAUUUUUCUCUCUUUAACGCUCUUAAUUUGUUUCUCUUUCUUUUUAUCACCCUUCUUUUCUUUCUCUUUGUCUCUCAUCUUUCUUCUUUUUCUCUUUCUAUACCUUUCUCUCCUUAACCCUACUCAUUCCUUCCCUCUAUCAUUAUCUCCAUUUAUCCCCUCUUUCUCUCUCUCUUUCUCUUUCUCUCUCUCUCUCUUUAUCUAUCUAUCUAUCUAUCUAUCUAUCUAUCUAUCUAUCUAUUUCUCUCUGAUAUACAGAAUCUGUCCUUCUUUCAUUGUUCGUUUUCUCCCUCUUGAUCAUCCGCUCCUUCAACACGCAAAUCCUCUUCCCCGACUUUUGUAG
This is a messenger RNA of Acanthosepion pharaonis, 1746 nucleotides long. The record is from the annotation of a GenBank genome assembly. NCBI's taxonomy places the organism in Eukaryota, Metazoa, Mollusca, Cephalopoda, Sepiida, Sepiidae.